Messenger RNA from Ceratotherium simum simum (southern white rhinoceros), 3134 nucleotides. RefSeq names its product PMS1 homolog 1, mismatch repair system component (gene PMS1). Lineage: Eukaryota; Metazoa; Chordata; Mammalia; Perissodactyla; Rhinocerotidae. Gene Ontology annotation, molecular function: ATP hydrolysis activity; ATP binding; ATP-dependent DNA damage sensor activity. The record is from RefSeq and is a predicted model, not a curated record. Gene Ontology annotation, cellular component: MutLalpha complex. Gene Ontology annotation, biological process: mismatch repair.
CUGUUGUCCUUAACUGACUUUCCUGGUCAUCAGCACUCUUUCAGGAGUGUUUGAUUUCCCUCUCAGCAAAUAUGGAAGACUGAUUCCUGACAUUCUCAGUCGUUCUAUGCUGUGACUUCUACUCUGCUAAAAGCUAGAAUGAAACAGUUGCCUGCAGCAACAGUUCGCCUCCUUUCAAGUUCUCAGAUAAUCACUUCAGUGGUCAGUGUUGUAAAAGAACUCAUUGAAAACUCCUUGGAUGCUGGUGCCACAAGCAUAGAUGUUAAACUGGAGAACUAUGGAUUUGAUAAAAUUGAGGUGCGAGACAAUGGUGAGGGUAUCAAAGCCAUUGAUGCGCCUGUAAUGGCAAUAAAGUACUACACCUCAAAAAUAAAUAGUCAUGAAGAUCUUGAAAAUUUGACAACUUACGGUUUUCGUGGAGAAGCCUUGGGGUCAGUUUGUUCUGUAGCUGAGGUUUUAAUUACAACAAGGACGGCUGCUGAUAAUUUUAGCACCCAGUAUGUUUUAGAUGGCAGUGGCCACGUAAUUUCUCAAAAACCUUCACAUCUUGGUCAAGGUACAACUGUAACUGCUUUAAAAUUGUUUAAGAAUCUACCUGUAAGAAAGCAAUUUUACUCAACUGCUAAAAAAUGUAAAGAUGAAAUAAAAAAAGUCCAAGAUCUCCUCAUAAGCUAUGGUGUACUUAAACCUGACUUACGGAUUGUUUUUAUACAUAACAAGGCAGUUAUUUGGCAGAAAACUAGAGUAUCAGAUCAUAAGAUGGCUCUCAUGUCUGUUCUGGGGACUGGCGUUAUGGGCAAUAUGGAAUCCGUGCGGUACCACUCAGAAGAAUCUCAGAUUUUUCUUAGUGGAUUUCUUCCAAAGCAUGAUGCAGACCACUCUUGCACAAGUCUUUCAACCCCAGAAAGGAGUUUCAUCUUUAUAAACAGUCGACCAGUACACCAAAAAGACAUAUUAAAGUUAAUCCGACAUUAUUACAAUCUGAAGUGCCUAAAGGAAUCUACUCGUUUGUAUCCCAUUUUCUUUCUAAAAAUUGAUGUUCCUACAGCUGAUGUGGAUGUAAAUUUAACACCAGAUAAAAGUCAAGUAUUAUUACAGAAUAAGGAAUCUGUUUUAAUUGCUCUUGAAAAUCUGAUGACGACUUGUUAUGGAUCACUACCUAGUACAAAUUCUUCUGAAAAUAAUAAAACAGAUGUUUCCUCAGCUGACAUGGUUGUUAGUAAAACAGCAGAAACAGAUGUGCUUUUUAAUAAAAUGGAAUCAUCUGGAAAUAAUUAUCCAAAUGUUGAUACUUUCGCCAUUCCAUUCCAAAAUGUUGUGCAUAAUGAUGAAUCUGGAAAAAACACUAAUUAUUGUUUAAAUCCUCAGAUACAUGUUGAUGACCAUUAUGAUGAUCAUUUUAGUAGUGAAAAUUCUAGCAUUGAUAAGAACACUAGAAAUAUAUUUCAGGAGAUCCCAAUGAAUAAUUUACCAUGUGAGGACACUCAGAAGGAAUAUAGUGAAACUUGUGUAGGUUCUGUUAAGCACACCCAAUCCGAAAAUGGUAGUAAAGGCCACAUAAAUGAGAGUGGGAAAAAUGAAGAAGCAGCAGAUCCUGAGAAGUCUUUGGAAAUUAGUGCAGAUGACUGGAGCAAGGGAAAUAUAUUUAAAAAUUCAAUGGGAGAAAACAUCGAACCUGUGAAAAUUUUAGUGCCUCGAGAAAGUUCAGCAUGUAAAGUAAGUAAUAAUAAUAAUCAUCCAAGCCCUGAACAAAAGAAUCUCGGUGAAGGUUCCUGUAACAAAAAAUCAAAUGUGGUAGAUAACAAAUCUGGACAGCUUACAGCUUAUGAUUUAAUUAGCAAUCAAGUAAUCAAGAAACCCAUGUCAGCAAGCGCGCUUUUUGUUCAAGAUCAUCGUGCUCAGUUUCUCACAGAAAAUUCUAAGACCAGUUUGGAGGAUGCAACGGUACAAAUUGAAGAACUGUGGAAGACAUUGAGUGAAGAGGAAAAACUGAAAUAUGAAGAGAAGGCUACUAAAGACUUGGAGCGAUACAAUAAGCAAAUCAAGAGAGCCAUUGAACAGGAGUCUCAAAUAUCAAUAAAAGAUGGCAGAAACAAGAUAAAACCCACCAGUGCGUGGAAUGUGGCACAGAAGCACAAGCUGAAAACUUCAUUAUCUAAUCAGCCAAAACUUGAUGAGCUCUUUCAGUCCCAAAUUGCAAAAAAAAAGGACCAAAACAUUAAAGUAGUUCAGAUCCCCUUUUCUAUGGAAAACUUAAAGAAAAAUUUCGAGAAACAUAAAUUUGACUUAGAAGAGAAGGAUAACCUUUGCUUGAUCCACAAUCUUAAGUUUCCUGAUGGGUGGCUAAUUACAUCCAAAACAGAGGUUAUGUUAUUAAAUCCAUAUAGAGUGGAAGAAGCCCUGCUAUUUAAAAGACUUCUUGAGAAUCAUAAACUUCCUGCAGAGCCACUGGAAAAGCCAAUUAUAUUAACAGAGAGUCUUUUUAAUGGAUCUCAUUAUUUAGAGAUUUUAUAUAAAAUGACAGCAGAUGAUCAAAGAUACAGUGGAUCAACUUACCUGUGCGAUCCUCGUCUUACAGCAAAUGGUUUCAAGAUAAAAUUGAUACCAGGAAUUUCUGUUGCUGAAAACUACUUGGAAAUAGAAGGAAUGGCUAAUUGUCUCCCAUUCUACGGAGUGAUGGAUUUAAAAGAAAUUCUUAAUGCUAUAUUAAACAAAAAUGCCAAGGAAGUUUAUGAAUGUAGACCUCGCAAAGUGAUAAGUUAUUUAGAGGGAGAGGCAGUGCGUCUAUCUAGACAGUUACCCAUGUACUUAUCAAAAGAGGACAUCCAAGACAUUAUCUACAGAAUGAAGCACCAAUUUGGAAAUGAAAUUAAAGAGUGUGUUCAUGGUCGCCCAUUUUUUCAUCAUUUAACCCAUCUUCCAGAAGCUACAUGAUUAAAUAUGUUUAAGAAAAUUUGUUACUAUUGAAAUUGAUUUGGUCAUAAAAUAAUAUGAGUAAGUUUUUAAGCCAUCUUUGUACUAUCAUGUGUUAAAUGGUUAUUUUAUAAGUGAGGAUUCACUGGCUUGUUUGUAUAUUGAAAACAAUUUUAAAAACUGUAGAAAACUUAAAUAAACUAAUAUAGACUAUUAGUUCA